GUGACGCCUGGUUGCGCGAGGACGUGAGGUUUCCGAGAGUGCGCAGUGGGUGCGUCGGCCACGACUGUUCGGCCUGCUUAGGGAGGGGGCGACACUGAGAUGGGGGCGGCGGCGGCGGAAGCGGAUCGCACUCUCUUUGUGGGCAACCUUGAGACUAAAGUGACAGAGGAACUCCUUUUCGAGCUUUUCCACCAGGCUGGGCCAGUAAUAAAGGUGAAAAUUCCAAAAGAUAAGGAUGGUAAACCAAAGCAGUUUGCUUUUGUGAAUUUCAAACAUGAAGUAUCUGUUCCUUAUGCAAUGAAUCUACUUAAUGGAAUCAAACUUUUUGGAAAGCCCAUCAAAAUUCAAUUUAGAUCAGGAAGUAGUCAUGCCUCGCAGGAUGUCGGUUUGUCAUAUCCCCAGCAUCAUGUUGGAAAUUCAAGCCCUACCUCCACAUCUCCUAGCAGGUAUGAAAGGACUGUGGAUAACAUGACUCCAUCAGCACAGAUAAUUCAGAGAUCCUUCUCUUCUCCAGAAAAUUUUCAGAGACAAGCCGUGAUGAACAGUGUUUUGAGACAAAUGUCAUAUGGUGGAAAAGUUGGUUCUCCACAUCUGGAUUCAUCGGGAUUUUCACCAUCAGUUCAGUCACAUAGUCAUACUUUUAACCAAUCUUCAAGCUCCCAGUGGCGUCAAGAUACACCAUCACAGCGCAAAGUCAGACAGAAUUCUCAUCCCUACCCUGCAGAUAGACAUUAUAGCCGUGAACAGCGUUAUACUGACCAUGGGUCUGACCAUCAUUACAGAGGAAGCAGAGAUGAUUUUUUUUAUGAGGAUAGGAAUCAUGAUGGCUGGAGCCAUGACUAUGACAACAGAAGAGACAGUAGUAGAGAUGGAAAAUGGCGCUCAUCUCGACACUAAUGAGUGUUCAAAGGACAUCGUUUUUAUAGAGUCAUUUUAGACCCUUUUGCCUAAAUUCUGGAAAUAUUUUGUUGAAAACUGUACAGAGCAGCUUUACAAGUUGCUGCAUUUCUUUAUAAAUUUUUUAAAACCUAUAGCUACAGUUUAAUACAGAAAUGAAAAGAAUCGUGGUUCCAAUUUUAUUACGCUAAUAACCUUUUACCUCAGGUUUUGAUGAAGAAGAAAGAGUUUUAUGCAAAAAUGCCUAAAUUCUUAAUCAUUUUAGAUAGUGUAGGAAGGGGCAAAUUAUAUAGAUUAGUUGUACUAUAAAGCAAAUAUUUUAAUUAUUUUUUUUUUGUAUUAUGAGAAAUUUCUGUUAGCAAAUCAGAUUUCAGUGUAUAUAACAGAAAACAUCCAAGUUGAUAGUCUGAAAUGAAUAUGAGUAUUUCGUGAAUAUGUUAGAAAAUACAACUUUUCAGUGAUUCAUUUUACUAACAUUUCAUUUUAGAAAGCUUAUUGGUACAGUUUGGGGAUAAAUCAUAUUGCAUAACUUCUUCGAGAACUUAAGUAUCAGUUCUGUGGCAUGCUCUUUUUAAGUUUUACCCUAAUAGAAUAUAUUCGUGUAAAUCUACAUGUACUGUUUCAUUCUAAAAAUUUAUAAUUUGUCCAUUAAAUCAUUUUGUAUGACUAAAGUUACUCAGGAAGUUAAAUAUUUUACAUGUAUAUUUUUACAUUAAAAAUACAGUGUUGGGGGCUGGCUGGUUAGCUCAGUUGGUUCAAGCUCAACCUUAUAACCCCAAAAUCAUGGGUUCGGAUCCCAUACCUGCCAGCCAUAAGAAAAAAAAAUGCAGUGUUGAUGUAAAUCCCCUUUUCCAGGAAGAACAAAAAUGCCAAAACAUGGAUAAAGUGGUAAAAUGUUUUACUGAAAGUAUACUUUUCUGGAAGAAAGAUUCAUGGAAGUCUUUAAGUGCUGCCUCUAUCACUCAAACUCUAAAAUUUUUUAACAUUUUCAAAAUUUCUAGAACUUCUGUACAAAGCAUUUUAUUAUGGAGAUUGUACAGGUUGCUUUUUUGUUUGAACAUUUGAAAGAAUUUAAUCUUAACAUUUUCUGAUUUUAAAAUUUUAAAGUCUUUAACAAAAUUUAUGUAUCAAGAUAUUCUUUCCCUUUCAUUGCAGAAUUGUUUAUAAAAAUUAAUUGCUUGAAAAAUUUGGAUCCUUUUUAAUACAGACCACAGCAUUUGUACUGUGUUGCUUUAUAAUAUAUUAACAUAAAAAGGGGGCAUGUGUCUUAUUUUUGACUUCAUUAACUUCAGAGACAUUGUAUGUAAAAAAAUUAGCAACAUACUGUUAUUCGGUGAUUGGUGUUAAGAAAUGUGAGUUCUUUAAUUUACUGCAUCCUGAAAUAUGUCUUUUGUAUGUAUUCAAUCUGAAGAUUUAGAAUCAGAUAUUCAGUGACCCCUGGAUUAUACUUUGGAGCACUAUAAACUAAUUUAGUUACCCUUCCUGGGUAACUAGAAGUGUAUGUACAUUCAGAUUUUCUGUGUUUCUAAAUCAGUUUUUCCAUCUCAGUAGAUGGAGCUAUUCAACUCAGUAUAAAGUUAAGAUAAACAGUUUGUUUACUUGAGCAAUUUAAAAGUAGGAUUUUUUCCAAUGAGCCUGUUAUUUUCAGGUAUCUUAUCUACAUGAAAACUUAGCAGGUUUGGAGAUAUUAACAAAGAUUAAUACUGCUUUAUUACAAUUUAUCUGUGAGUCAGAUCCGUUCAUACUGGUUCACAGGUGGUCCUGAUUCAUAAUAAUCUUUUUCAGUGGCUUUUGGUGGAAACCUUGUGAAGUUCCAGUUAAUCUUUUUCACUUCAAUUUCACCCUGUGAGAGUAAUCAAACUAAAAGCACGUACUGUGUAAAGUGAUAGAACAAGACAGCCUCAAAGAAUUUAAUAUAGUUGGUGAGACAACUCACCUAAGUAUUGAGAGCUAAAGAAAUCGGAAGGAGAUUUUUUGUGGGAGAGCAGUUUUAAACCAGUGUUUUCUAUGGAACACUAAUUUUAUGUGGUGUUCUGCAAAAUAAGGAUUCUGUAAUUAAAUGUUUGGAUCUUG
Galeopterus variegatus (Sunda flying lemur) is the source of this 2970-nucleotide messenger RNA. It is a transcript of the gene RBM7, whose product is annotated as RNA binding motif protein 7. The record is from RefSeq and is a predicted model, not a curated record. The transcript has 5 exons. Gene Ontology annotation, cellular component: nucleus. NCBI's taxonomy places the organism in Eukaryota, Metazoa, Chordata, Mammalia, Dermoptera, Cynocephalidae. Gene Ontology annotation, molecular function: single-stranded RNA binding. Bases 100 to 897 code for a protein of 265 amino acids. Gene Ontology annotation, biological process: regulation of alternative mRNA splicing, via spliceosome.